GCCCUUAGCCCUCGAUUUCGUAUGUAUUUUAUCUUCGUAAUUAUAGUUCCUCAACUCCUAACUGGUUUUCUCUAUAUUUCGUAGAACGACAAAUUUUACAAAAUUUGAGAAAAUUUUUGUGAAACCCUAGAUUUCUAAUCGGGGUUUUGUCAUCUUGAUCUACUGAUUCGAAGGUUUUGUUGUUUUCCCCGUUUACCUGUCGACUUCAUACACAUCUGGUCAUGUCCAAUGAUUAUUACAAGCUACUGUUACUGCUACUUUGUGCUCUCCUUUUUUCCUGGAUUCAUAGUAACUUUAAGGGUGUGUUAAUUCUUUGAAAUGGCUGCAAGCAGCAGAUUUGAUUUAUCUUUGAAUAGUCCUGAUGGAUCCACCUAUUCCAAUGGGCAACGGGGACCAUAUUUGGCUGCUUCACUAGAAAAGUUGGGAAGCUUUCGUGAAGUUUCAGAUCGAAUCCUGUCAUCAACUCCUGGUACAUCAAAGGCUAAUGCUUCACCAUCACGUGGAGAUAUUGCUUGCUUACUUCAGUCUCUUGCUUCAGAUUUUAAGGUGAUUGUUGCUGAUCACCGCUUAAAUCGGCCGGGAGAGAUGAAAAGGACACUAAGUUCUAUCUUUGGAACUCCUGCCAAUGAUGCAACAUUGGUGACAUUGGGAACAAAGCCAUUACCUUCUUCGUGUUUGGAAGAGAUUAAGCGCUUAAAGAAUAACGUGCAAGACAAUUUUACCAAAGCAAGGGAUAGAGUUAAAAUUUUUGGUGAAGCUUCUUUAAAAAUUGACAAAUUCUGUCAUAAUAUUUUAAGAAAGCGUCAUCGAGCUGAUUCCUCAUCAGGUGAGCGAUCUACUGGCUUAAAUCAAGGAAGCAUUUCCAAGAUCGGGCCUCUGAGUUAUCUAUCUGGAUCUUCCCUUGAGAUUGGAUCUCAAAGAUUAGAAGACAAGGCCAAAAUUAAUGUACCAAACAGAAGGAUUCGAACUUCCCUUGUUGAGGCUAAUGGAACUGCCAGAACCUCCGGGACUCUGGAGAGGGAUAAAGAUAUUUUAAAGACAACAAAUAUCAGUGCAGCACAGGGGGAUGAAAAUGAUCGAGUAUUUUCAACAGUUGUUGAUAGUUGGGAAAGGUCGAGGAUGAAGAAGAAACGCUCGAUAAUUAAAUCAGAUGUUUCAGCAUGUUCAGGUCUUGUUAAGUCUCAAUGUGAUCGGGAUAUGAAAAGAGGAAUGCAGCAAAAGCUUGGUAUUGAUGCUCGACCAAAACUUAAUUAUUCACAUAGCUUCAGGUCAGGAUCUAAUAAUAAUACAACCCUUGCCGGAAAGAUAGAUUCAUCUACUCAACAAAGUGCUCCCAACAUGCGCUCAAGAAAUGAACAAAAUCAUGUUUCAGUCCCUAAUGACAGAAGAGAUACUCGAUUUUGUUCAGAUACUGAAAAUGCCUCUGUUAGAGUUAUUACAAAGCCUAACAGCCGAGAGGAUGCUCGUGCUGUAAGUCCUAUAUUACCAAAAUUUGGAUCUGCUCGAGGCCCACGUUCCAAUUCAGUAUCGCUGUCCAAGGCUUCUUCUAACAUUCAUCGAGGUUUGGGAAAUCCCGAGGAUAUGGAUCAGGCUCAAACUCUUGGUGCUAUCAACAGGAAAAGAUCAGCUUCUGCAAGGUCCUCAUCGCCUCCUGUCGGCCAGUGGGCAGUACAAAGGCCCCAAAAAAUUUCCCGUUCUUUAAGGAGAUCAAGUUUGUCCCCACUUAUUUCAAGCCAGGAUGAGUUAUCUGUAUCAGAAACUGUAGAAGAUGCAUCAAUCAAUCAUGAUGAUUUAGCAGGGACUAGGCGUGCCUCUUCGAAUGCUUCCCAUCAUAAUAAAAUGAGAGGGGAUAAUUUUGCAUCACCUUCAUUAUCAGAAAGCGAGGAAUCUGGUGGGCAAGAAAACAAGCUUAGAGAUAAGGCCAAGAAAUGCACGGAGGUAGAAGAUAAGCCUGCUCAAACUGUUCAGAAGUUUACAAAUCUUAUUAUGCCAUCAAGGAAGAACAGGAUGGCUAUUGAAGAAGAUUGUGGAGAUGCUGAUCGCAGGCAAGGGAGGAUACGUCGAGGAUUUGGUCCUUCGAGGACUGGUAUGUCAGCAAGCAUUGAAAAACUUAGUGAUGUUGUCACUACGAAACAACAGAGGAGUGCCAGACAUGGAUCUGAGAGGGUUGAAAGUAAACCUGGUCGUCCGCCCAUUAAGAAGUUGUCUGAACGUAAAAGUUUUGCACGACCAAGACAAUUAAUAAACAGUUUAGCAUUGGAGUCAUCUGAUGAAGUUGUUGAUGAUCAUGAUGAACUUGUGGCGGCUGUAACUGCUGCCCUUGAUACUGGUAGAAAUUGUUCUGGUUCAUUUUGGAAGCAAGUAGAGCCUGUCUUUAGUUUUGUUUCCACUGAAGACACAGCUUUCUUGCGUGAACAGAUUGAUCAGGAACAUGUUCUAAUGUCGUCGGCAACAGUUGUUACCAGUAGGCACGAAAAUAAUGCCUUUCCUAGAGGAGUUGACUUUAACAUAUGUGAGAGAGAAACCACAUUUGCUAAGCAGACUACGGAAUCGGUCCCUCUUCUAGACCAAUUUAGAAUUUCAAUUUGUCAAGCUCUUAUUUCAGCUAUCAUUGAUGAAGACGACAUUGAUAAUCUUUACAACACCAUUGAUUAUGGGGAAGCAUAUACAUGUAAUGAUUCCUAUGCUGCAGUUUUUGAGCUUGACAAAGACAUGAAAACAAAAGAUUUGAACUUGCACCUGCUCGAGAACUGCCAAACCACUAGAAGAAAUUCAGAUUAUUAUAAAGUUGAUGUUAAUCAGAGAUUUUGUGAUAAAAGUUCAUGGGAGAGGUUGGGAACAAAUGGAGCUUUGGAAACUGUUUAUGGACCAUUAUCAAGUCCUCACCAAGUCUUAAAUCAGCUGGCACCAAAUCAGAUAAAACCAUUCAGAACAGAUUGUACUCAAUUUCUAUACAACCAGAUGAGCAUCAAUGACAGACUAAUGGUUGAGCUGAGUGGAAUUGGGCUUUACCCCGAAACUGUGCCUGACGGGACAUAUGGUGAGGAUGAAGACAUCACUAAAGGCAUCCACACACUAGAGGAGAAGCUCCGUGAACAGGCUUCUAAUCGGAGAAACCUGCUCCUUAAGUUAGAGAAGGCUGUUAUGGAUGCCACUGAACUUCAACAGAGGAAACUAGAGAGUCUGGCAAUGGAUCGUCUUGUACAGAUUGCAUACAACAGAUAUAUGUCUUGCUGGGGUCCUACUACUUCUGUAAGCAAGAAUGUGAACAAAUAUGCUAAACACGCUGUCCAGAAAUUCAUCAAACAAACAUUGGAAAGAUGUAAGAAAUUUGAACAGACAGAUAUCAGUUGCUUUCAAGAGCCUGUUUUCAAGGACAUGUUCCUUGCUGCAUCAUCUCACAGCCACCAUUCACAAGUUGCCAAUUUUCUUCCAGCUGAUGCCAAACCUUCCAACAAAAUUCGAUCAAUAAAUCCUUCUCUAGAACAUCAAUUCAUCAAAGAAGAAAUCUGUUCAAAUCGAAUAAAAAAAAAGGAAGUUUUGCUUGGCAGCACAUCCACUCCAUCUCAAGCCCCUACAGGUCUUGGAACUUCAUUAGCCGGCGGUGCAAAGGGGAAGCGAAGUGAGAGGGAUCGAGACAUUAAGAAUACCACUGGGAAGCUCGGCCGCCCUUCCGCAUCCAGCUGCAAGGAGGAAAGGAAGAACAGGGCAAAGCCGAAGGUCAAGACAACACAACAAUUAUCUGCUUCUGUCAAUGUUCUUCAUAAUAUGUCAGGAUCUGCUGUUAGAAAUGUCAAGGAGAAAGAGAAUCCAAACUUACUUCCAGUUGUUGAAAAUGAUCAUAUUGACUUGAGCAACCUUCAACUUCCCGAUAUGGAUGCCGUUGACUUUGGCGGUCAAGGUCAAGAUAUUGCCUCAUGGCUGAAUUUUGAGGAAGAAGGAAUGCAGGAUCAGGAUUUCAUGGGGCUUCAGAUUCCUAUGGAUGACCUUUCCGAUGUUCACAUGAUGAUAUGAGAUUUAGAGAAGCUUGUACAGUUUCUGAUCAACAGGCAAUUCUAUAACCAUACAGGUACUGGCAGCAGCUGAAAGCUUGUCUGUAUAGAUUCUUUUAGGGUCCCUUAGGGUUAUUAGGGUAAACCCUAAAACCCUAAAAAAGGGUCCCUUAGAUGGACUAGUUAACAGUAACAUGUACUUUUUUUGAAUGAGCUUAGAGUUUACUCUCAUCUAUACCAUAGAGGGAUCUUGAUUGUAAAUAUCUUUUGUUCUGUAUAAAGGCAGGCUGCCAAGUUUAGUGUAUUCUGGUUUUGACAUCUGCAUGGUAGGCCGUUGUGCCUAUUGUAUAUACAUUUAUAUCUUAAUAAAAGUGCCAUU
This is a messenger RNA of Phalaenopsis equestris, 4371 nucleotides long. RefSeq lists its product as uncharacterized. The coding region runs from base 319 to 4014 and encodes 1231 amino acids. The record is from RefSeq and is a predicted model, not a curated record. The transcript has 15 exons. Lineage: Eukaryota; Viridiplantae; Streptophyta; Magnoliopsida; Asparagales; Orchidaceae.